AUGUCGACGUCUUCGCUUCCUGCUGAUCUACAAUCGCAAAUCUCUGCGCAGGAAAUUCAAACGCUAUCAUCGGGUCCCGAUCAUGUGAAAAUUGUCAACUCGACGGGUCGCCGAAUCGCGUUCAAUAUACGGACCUCGAAGAAAAAUGUGGCGAGUCGGCCAACCGGCGUUCUUGAUCCAAUGGAAUCCGUUAUACUUAGUAUGAAUUUCGAGGGAAAUGAGGAAAACGAUCGGAUAAUUGUCGAAUACACUUAUCCACCAGAUGGAGCCGAAAAAGUGUAUAAAUGCCAGUACUUCGAAGGUCCCGCGUUGGUUAGAAGGAAAAAUCUGGCGAAUCGAUUCCGCAAUAUUAUUGGGAUGACAGCGACAUUCGAAAAAUAG
Caenorhabditis bovis is the source of this 381-nucleotide messenger RNA. The record is from the annotation of a GenBank genome assembly. Lineage: Eukaryota; Metazoa; Nematoda; Chromadorea; Rhabditida; Rhabditidae.